AGCAGAUUGGCUGAUCUUCAGAGCAACGUGAGUUUUCUUCGAGAAGAAUGUCGCUCCAGGAAAAAGGAGUUUGAGGAAGAGCUUGACAAAGCUGUAAAUGCGCAAGUCGAGAUCUUCAUCUUGCAAAAGUUUAUAGAAGACUUGGAGCAGAAGAACUUUUCUCUCUUAAUUGAGUGCCAGAAAUAUGCUGAGGCAUCAACAUUUUCAGAGAAACUCAUUGCUGAGCUGGAAAGCGAGAAUCUUGAGCAACAGAUGGAAGCAGAGUUUUUGGUGCAUGAGAUUGAUAACUUCAGGGGUGCAAUUUAUCAAGUGUUUAAGGCACUUCAAGUUGAAGCAGAUUGUAAGACAGCUGACCAGAAGGUUGCAAAAGAGAGAAUCCCCGUUUCACGUGUCUUGGGUGACAUU
Messenger RNA from Camelina sativa (false flax), 405 nucleotides. NCBI's taxonomy places the organism in Eukaryota, Viridiplantae, Streptophyta, Magnoliopsida, Brassicales, Brassicaceae. The record is from RefSeq and is a predicted model, not a curated record.